UUCUAGCUUUACGCUUCCGCCGUUCCAUGUGUUGGAUUUCGUUUACAGGAAUACACAGAAAUGGCUGCUAAACGUGUAAACGAAGAGAACAUUACCGAGUCUGUGACCAAGGCAAAGAAAGGCAAAACAGGCGAAAGCGAGUUUAGUGGCACUGUUUUUAAAUCCAUGCUAAAGGAUUCAUCUGGAGCACAGAAGGGUUUGGCAACCUUUAUAAGAAUCGCAAAGACUCUUCCAUGUGCAGAACUGUAUGAUGUUGUUGAAGGCUACAUCAAAAUCUCUGCCGAAUGUUCAGAAAUUUUUGCAUUGCUUGAUGAAGAAAAGCCAGAGAAGGAUAUGAUGCUGAUAUUUCAAUGUCUAGAAAUGAUUUUACUGCGGACGGCCAGUGAUCUCUCUCAGUUCAGCAUGGUGGGCGCCAACAUAGUUAGGAGGAUUGUGUCCAAGCACAUGACGCUUCUGCAGUCCUGUCUAUAUUCGGACAAUUACAGGUUUGUCCGCCAGUGUCUGAGUCUGCUGUCUGCUCUGGUGUCUCAGAGUGCAGACGCUGCACGAGAUGUAUUCGGUCAAAUGCAGUUCGGCAAAGAUCUGUGUCAACUCGCUCGAAAAAGAGACAAAUCGGGAAAGUCAGACGUUAGAAUGGCUUUCAUUCAGUUUGUCCUUUCAUUCCUGAUGUCUGGAGACAAUACAACUAUUGGCCAGAUUCUGGACACUAAAGAAUUAUCUGAAAUCCUGAGCAGUGGACUUAAAGAAGAUCGACUGUCCAUCAUAAAUCUGAUUCUGUCAACCCUCCAGACUAAAGUUGUGCAGAACAAGACAAUCACAAAAACUCAGAAAGUGCGUUUCUUUAGCGCUUCUAUACUGGUACAGAUCGCUUCUCUCUAUAGAUGGAAUGGGAUUGUGGACGUCAGUGUGGAUGAGGAGGAGAAAGUUGAAGAAGGAGGGAAACGUAUAAUGAGGGAGCUGGUGCAUAACUUCCUGAUGGAUCUCUGCUGCUCUCGGAAACAUGGCAUCAGUUUUCAUGACCCGAGCUUGGGCACCGCUGGAAAAGUAGGAAACCUUGUUCUCCUGCAGUUUCUGGUGCGUCUGAAGCAGGCGACAGAGGACGAGAUGGUUGCGGAGCUGGUUGUUAAUGUUCUGAAGGGAAGUCCUGAUAUACUGAACCGAUACUUCAAGGAAACCCAGUGUUCAUUCGCACCACGAAACAACAAGACCUGGCAGGACAACAUCAGUCUGCUCAAGAAAAUCUAUGAGGUUCAGCCAGUGGUGUCCAAGGCUCUCCAGAUGAAUGAAAUGAUCCCUUUCCCUCGUCUGCUGUCUAUGGUGUUGGUCACAUCUCUUCCUCCAGUGUGCAAUAAAGUCUUCUUCACUCAAGGUCUCAAUGUACACAGCUUGGUGGUCCAGCACACAACACUUUCGCUUCUGGCGUUCAUUCUCAAGCGAGCUCAGCAGAAUGUUGAGUACUGUCUGGACAGAACAGUCUGGGAGACCUCAGAUAUUUACAGCCCUGCUAUGAUGGAGGAGUUUGUGCAGGUUUACAGAGAGGCGCUGAGCAAGAUUCUGCCAGACAUGGUGUCUAUUGUUUCCAUCUGGCAGUUGCACUCGAAGGAGAAAGAAGAUGCUGCAAAGAUGAAGAACAGAGAACAAAAACAGAGCCCAGAACACCCACAACAGGAUGAUCCACACCUCAUCCUGGUCAAAGCUCUGCUUCUCCAAGUCAUGUGUUUGUAUCAGAAAGUGGUUCCUCACCUUGUCACCCAGAGCAGAUUCGACUUCAGCAAACUUUUGAAAGGUAUUGUGACGGAGAGCGGGAUGAAACAGGAAGUUCCUCCAGUUUUACAGUACCAGAUUCUACAACUGGCUCUUGAACUUCCUGCAAGUAAAUUCUCCUGGUUUCGUGUUCAGGAGGUGGCAAAUCCAGAUUUCGAAAAAGGAGAGAAAUCUGUGAUCUAUUUGUUGCUCAAGAUGUUUGUAAGUAGUAACAAUAGUUACUUGAAGACCUCAAGCAGGAUGCUGGUUCUUAAAGUGUUGAGGGACAGUGGUGUAUUUGAGCACACGUGGAAGGAGCUGGAGUUAUGGCUGGAUCAGCUGACAUCGUUGAGUCUGUCCCAGCAGGAGACCGUCAUACAGUUUCUAGACCAUGUUUUGACGAGAGUGGUGUGCAACUCGCACGUGUACACAGAGAAAGCUGCGAGUAUGGUCCAGGAGGCAGCAAACCUUCAAGCUAACCUGAGCGGUCAGGACGGAGAUGAAGCCAGCAUACCCAUUUCACACAUUGAUGAUGUGCUGGACAUGGUUGACGUGAUAGUGGAGAGCAGUGAAGGUGACAUUGAGGAGAUCGGACCAUCUCUCACUGAAGACAUCAUUCUCCAGACGUUCCCAUUUAGUGCUGUCGUACCGGCUGUGCUCGAGGCUCGAAACAAGUUGCCGGCCAGUUUUAAAGAUGCGAAAGGCGUGCUGUAUGAAUACAUAGCUGCGGUUCUGUGUGAUGUCCUGCACUGUCAGAGAGACCCCCUGGCUCUGUGUUUGACCCUGCAGCAUUACGAUAAAGAGCUGAACGCAUCAGAUGCUGCUUCAACUCCUCAUGCUUCUGUGGUCAGCUUCUACCACUACUACUCACAGUGGCUCCCCAAAAACACACACCACACACUGUUCAUCUCUGAAGGUUUCACUGAUGGUGGCUCUCAUGUUGACUUCACCGCACUGCUGAAGACCUCCUUUACUGAAGGAGCAAAUGCUUUUCUACAGAACUAUUUUAAGGAAGCUUUACAGGAAGCUUUGGCCACUCUGACUGUAUCCCGGAUCCCAGUGGCUGUCAACCAAGUGCUUCUCUACCUCAGAAAUUAUGUGCUCAACUUCAAUAUGCUCCUCAAGGAGACGGCAGCGGAGGUGUUGAGGAGUCUGAUGAUGGUGCUGAACGCUCUCAUCCUCAAGUUAUUGACCUCAGACACACAUAAGCCAGAUAAAUCAGAACCUGCAGGGGAACAUGAUGAGGACGGCCUCUUUCUGGACACAAACCAAGUACCUGCUGAGAAUACUGACAAGCAACAGAUUGCACUGGCUGUCCUCAAGUCAGUGUUUAAGCACCCAGCAGUGGAGCAGUGGUUUCUGGCUCUGGAGUUGAGCUCUUUUCCUCCGCACAGCCUGAACCCGGUGAGGUUAAAGCAGCUGUGUAUGUGUCUGACUGAGAUGACUCUCCUUCUGCUGGAGUCCAGCGCAGACACGCUCCGAGAUCUGGAUGCUUUAGAGCACAUCAGCACAUACCUGACGUCCGCGCAGAGAGCCGUGCUCCGAGAACUACAGGAAAUGAAAAGCAAUUGUCCAAAAAAAGAAUCCCUGUCUGUCCGAGCGCUCCUGGUUCUACAAGAGUACAUUGAGCCAUCCAGCUUCAAGGAGGUGGUGUCGACCCUGCUGUUGCUUCCUCAGAAGCACCUUUUGGCCCCGGAGAACCAACUGAGUGUGUAUGGCCGCACAGUGCAGAAACUGCUGUCAGACAGCAUGAAACGCUCCUCUGCAGUCAGCAGCAGCUGCGUUACGCUGUCUCCAGCACACCUGCAAGGACUGGCUGCUCUCUUCACAUCCUGCCAAUGUGUGCAGCUCGAAGACUUCCUGCUACAGGUGCUGUCCCGGGAGCCAGGCACCGCUAAACUCAUUCAGACAGACAUUCUCCUGCACUGCAUCCAGAGAGAAAGUCCUUCAGCCCAGGACAUUGGAGUUGUUCUUCUGGAAAACUGCUCCACACAUGUCCUUAGUUUUGAGCUCUGGUGUCUGGAUCCAUCAAACCAAAAACAGAUCAGCGUCCACAACAGCAGCUUUCUGUUUUUACUCAACAGCUAUUUGAAGAGAGCCAGCGCUGAUGAUCCCACUCGCCCUAAAGACAUUCAAAAAUCUGUCCUGAAGGCCCUGAAGAACGCUUUAAUGACUGAGCUGUGGCACACGGUACAGCAAGGAGCAGCUGGUGUUAGGACUGCUCUGCAUGUGGAGGUUCUGUCCAGCCUCAUUCGAUUGGCAGCUGUAAACUCUGAUCUCAUCCAGCUUCUAAAGGAUCUUCCCACCAUCCUGCAGAAACCAGACACUUAUGAAAGAUGGAGGCUGGCUGACUCCAUCAGCGAAAAGCUGUGUGAUGGUUCAGAGGAACUGUGUCAGUGGAGGAAAUCUCUGCUGUCGGCUGCUCUCGUCUGGCUCACUGCUGUUUAUAAAAGACAGAAAGAGCCACAAUCCAAUCAUGAAGAGUCCAUGCUGACUAGACUCCGCUCACUCCUGCUGGGUCAGAUCUUUCCAGAACACAUCACUGCAUCAGAGUGGAACGCCUUUGUCAAGUCCGGGCUGAAGUAUCGAUACCAUGACUGUAACUUUUUGGAGACGUUAAGCACUCUGGUGGAGUUCAUAUAUGGCACACCAGAAACCCCAAAAGAGAUGCUGCCAGUGGCUACCAUUCACAUGAUGACCAAUACACACUCUCUGUUCCUGCCCACAAUGCUGGCCACACAGAUCGAUCCUGAUAAUCUUCGGCUGUCUAAAGAGUCAUUGGUGUCUCUUUUGCUUACGCUGGUGAGAAAAAGUCCUGAAGUGUGUAACGUCAAUCAUUUCCUUGUGCUUCUCGGUGCAUAUGAAGCUUCGCUGAGCACCACUGAUCAGAAGCUUCUGCUUGUCCUCCAGGAAUAUGAGAAGAACAACAUAAGUCUUGCAGAAUUUCAGUUUGUGUUGUGGGGUCCCGCUGCGGUGGAGCAUCAUAAAACCCGCAAGAGCCUGGGACCUUCACUGUGGCAGAAGCCCACUUCAGAGCAUCUGCUGUCUCUGCUCUCCGCUGACAGGAUGUUAAACACUGUCACACAUUUCCCACAGCGCCGCUACAUCAUCCCUCAGGUGAAUAAAACCAUGAUCUACACUCAGGAAAGCAAGCGUUCAGUAGAUCUGUCAUCUCUGUAUGAUCCCUGCUUCCUCCUGCCGCUCUUCAGCUUCAUCCUUCGGCCAGAGUGUGCUGUGGACUGUCUGAAGUUUGUGUCCUGUCAGGCUUUGGGCGUCACAGUGGCGGCUCUCAGCAGUUACGACUCUAAAGUGAGGGCCGCUGCUUAUCAAGUACUGGGAUCCUUUUAUCAGCACCUAGAAGGCGCUCGAUUCAAAGAGAAGAGACAGCUGCUGUACCUGCUGGACACGGUUAAGAACGGGAUCCAAAAGCAAAACCUCCGGUUACCUUUUGUGCAUGUGGCCUACAUUGCUAAAGUUGCCCAGCAAAUCUUGAGACCAGAGGAGCACAUGUACAUGGUGGUGAGCAGGUUUCUUCUGGGAACACAGUUCCUGGACCUCAAGAGAGUUCCUGAUUUCUUCAAACUUUUCUACAGCUUUGAACUGGAGCACAAACUGGAGCGCGAGUGGAUAUUGAGCGUGUUGGAGGAGGGUGUUUGGGAUCAGAGCUGCUAUGAGCUCUGUGAAAUGCAACGCAUCUAUCAGACCCUGCUGGCCUUUGCGAGCACAUCACUCUGUGACCAGGCCACUCAGAUUCAGAUUGUGAGGGUUCUGCGGCAGACAGCUCGUGUCAACAGAGCAGCCUACAUCCUCACCAAAGAACACGGAGUCUUAACAUGGAUCGUACAGCUAAUAGAGAAGAGGUAUGUGGACAGCAAGUUGUUGAGCUCGGUCAUCGAGCUGCUUCAUGCUCUGUGGUUCACUAACCUGGGUGAUAAGGAGAGUAAAACAGAAGCCAGCAGCACGACAUCAGAGCAGCUGCAGACGUCAGGAAAGUGUCUUCCUCUGCCCAUCAUCAACGAGUUCCUGUGCACACUGCUCUCGGUCAUUAGGCAUCUGCGGAGUGGAGUUAGCAGUCUACAGCUGCAGCAGUUCCUGCACACACUCUCCUCUGUACUGGUGCAUUGUGGGACAGCUAUGAACGCUCAUAAAGAGGCCGGCUGGCUGACGCUGCACCCACACAAACUCUCCUGCUCUGAAGUCCUCAGUCUCCUGCAGCGCUGGACAGCACUUUCCCAUGAUGCCUCGCUCGCGUCUGCACUUCAGACUGUUGGAAACAAACACAAAGUCAAAGAGCUGAUGGGCUCUGGAAGAGAAAAAGGCCAAGGAAAAUGCCACUCGACGAAGCACGGCCCACUUCCAAUGGAAAAACAGUGCGAAAAUGCAGACGUGCAAGAUCAGGCUGUGCUGGACGAGUGUAAACCGCAUCUGAGAAACAUCCUCUUACACUGGGAACCCAAAGAGAAAGAGCUUUUAACUUCCAAAUCUCAAACCCUCCCAGACAAACCAGAUUCAAGUGGUUUAAGCAAUACAACUGCAUGUGUGAUUUUUAAGUGGGCCCUCAAGACACUGACGGAGAGGCAGUAUGAUGAUAAAUGCACCUUAGCGCUCUUAAAAUGGACGCACAGCACCAUAUUGCCGCACAGAAGUAUUAUAGACGCAGUGCUGUCCGAUGAAGGAGUGAGAAAAGAUUUGCUGAGAUUAUUUCACCUCAGCGCUCAGGAAGGAACGCUGAACACACUUGAACUCUUCUCCACAGUCAUGCUUGAUUUGCUGGAGGCUCACAGAGACCGUCUGAAUGCUGGACAUCAGACGCUGAUACAGACCUGCUUGCUUACAAACACAGAUGAUGAGGCCGAGAAAGAAACGGGGUUGAAUCUGCUGUCGCUGUAUUUGUACGAGUUGUGGAGCGAAGCCCAGUCACCUGACCUCCUGCUGACCCACGCCAGACUCAUCUGCAGCGGGACGUCCAGCAAAAAGCCCAAGUCACACAUACUGCACAUCUGCAAGGACAUUCUGGCUGCGCUGCACUCAUGACAUCAUCAUCAUCAUCAUCAUCAUCAUCAUCAUCAUCUCUCUGUAUGACAACAGGCCUUUUUUAAUCAAAUUAUUAAUAAUAAAAGAGAUGAGCGAGUCUUUCAUAAGUACUUUAUUUGUUUAAAGAGGAAUAUAAAAGGUGUCUGGAUCA
Messenger RNA from Danio aesculapii, 6928 nucleotides. RefSeq names its product URB1 ribosome biogenesis homolog (gene urb1). The transcript is spliced from 41 exons. The coding region runs from base 61 to 6777 and encodes 2238 amino acids. Lineage: Eukaryota; Metazoa; Chordata; Actinopteri; Cypriniformes; Danionidae. Gene Ontology annotation, cellular component: nucleolus. The record is from RefSeq and is a predicted model, not a curated record. Gene Ontology annotation, biological process: maturation of 5.8S rRNA from tricistronic rRNA transcript (SSU-rRNA, 5.8S rRNA, LSU-rRNA); maturation of LSU-rRNA from tricistronic rRNA transcript (SSU-rRNA, 5.8S rRNA, LSU-rRNA).